Molecule: messenger RNA, 1354 nt
Organism: Myotis brandtii (Brandt's bat)
Lineage: Eukaryota; Metazoa; Chordata; Mammalia; Chiroptera; Vespertilionidae
Gene: NR2F6
Product: nuclear receptor subfamily 2, group F, member 6
Exons: 4
Biological process (GO): anatomical structure development; negative regulation of transcription by RNA polymerase II; cell differentiation
Molecular function (GO): RNA polymerase II cis-regulatory region sequence-specific DNA binding; nuclear receptor activity; zinc ion binding
Source: RefSeq, a predicted model, not a curated record
CCUCUGCAUGCCCACAGGUCUAAUCGUGACUGCCAGAUCGACCAGCAUCACCGGAACCAGUGCCAAUACUGCCGCCUCAAGAAGUGCUUCCGGGUGGGCAUGAGGAAGGAGGCGGUCCAGCGUGGCCGUGUAACCAUCCAGCUGCCAAAGCACUACCUAAUUCUAGGGACUGGUGGCACAGCUGCCUCUAAGACUUUACCCCCACCUUCAAGGGGCCCAUCUAGACAAUGUCACAUUCACUCAAGCCCCAGACCCCUCUGGGCCUUGCCUUCCUCCCCACGGCCCCUUCCCAGCCCCGCCUUUCCCUUGAACUUGAUUAGAACUUGUCUCCCUGACAGGGCCUCAGUUGGGGUCCCAUCCACCCUUGAGGUAUCAUUGCCUGCACCCUUGUGUUAUUGUCCUCGGAUGAGGCUACCUCCAUAUCUUUUGAGAGCCCACACUGCCUUAGAUACCCCCACUUGUGACCCAGUCCCUAUCUCUCACCUCCUGAAUGCUCCUCUCCCUCCAUAUCCACAUCCCCAAUGGUGCCCCCAGUCACCCCUGGGGCCCUGUGUCCUGCCAUAUCCUACUCCACCUGACCUUGCCCUUGUCCUUCCAGAUGCCUGUGGCCUUUCAGAUCCAGCGCACGUGGAGAGCCUACAGGAGAAGGCACAGGUGGCCCUCACUGAGUACGUGCGGGCCCAGUACCCGUCCCAACCCCAGCGCUUCGGGCGCCUGCUGCUGCGGCUCCCCGCCCUGCGUGCCGUCCCUGCCUCCCUCAUCUCCCAGCUGUUCUUCAUGCGCCUAGUGGGCAAGACGCCCAUUGAGACGCUGAUUCGAGACAUGCUGCUGUCUGGAAGUACCUUCAACUGGCCCUAUGGCUCAGGCCAGUGACUGGACAGGACCCGGGGCACGGUGGCCGGGUCUGCAGACCUCAAGGGAUGUGGCUGCUCGAGCCUCAGGGGGGAUUCCCCAGACAGAGGACUCCAGCCUCUCUCCUCAGACUCCUAUUUUUUAAAGACUGUGAAAUGUUUGUCUUUUCUGUUUUUUAAAUGAUCAUGAAACCAAAAAGUGACUGAUUGUCCAGGCUCUGGCCUUGUCCUCCACAGAACCUCCUGGCCAAGAUGGGGGAGGAACUGAGGUUCUAAUCCUGGGACAGUCUUGUCCCUCAGUGCCUCAGGCAUGAACUCGUGGGAUGGUGGGGUUGGUUCCCUACUGUGAUGGGCAGAGGCCUGGUGUCGACUGGAGGGGCAGCCGUAGCCAGGAAGGAGUUGCGUGCACCAAGUGGCUGCUUCUGGACACGUGAUCCACGUUGGACACUACAUAGUGAAUGAAUCAAGGCCAAUAAUAAAGGCAUUUCCUACCUGCAAACAAA